UGGGAAUGGCUCCCAGCUCCUGCAGUGCUCAAAGGGAAACAAAGAAGAGGGUGUGGGGGUGAACUUUUUACCUGAGAGCAAGACCUGGGGAAAAACGUCCAGGUAGAGGCUUCUGGCAAAAUUGCCCACCAAAGAAAGUACUGCCUGGGAGAAAGCUGGUUUUGUAUUUUUAACUUCCAGAACCCCCGGGAGGAAGAAGAGAAAGAAAGUGGGAAACUCCAUCCGAUGGAGGGGGUACACGCCUCAGUAGGAGGCAGUGACCAGCGGAGCCCAUGGAAGGGUGGGGGUCGGGCUGCUGGAGCCCCUGAGCUCAGUUCUCCAUGCUGCCUCUUGCCAGGGACAGCAGCACUGCCAAAGGGAACUGGUCCAGAGAAGAGGGGAAGGCAUGGUGAGGGGCGUCUGCAGAGCGCAUCUUGUGAGGGAGAAGGGAGAGAACUGGUGAUUUUACCUCCAGGAGGAGAAGCCGAGGGGGAUGAGGCUGUGGCCUUCAGGACUCUCUAGCACUGUCACUUGAGGAAAGGGGAAGACUUCCUCUGUCUGACCUCAAAGACUCACUGACUAGGAGAGGCGGGGAGAUGGAUCUCAUAAGAAGUAAGGAGUAACCUGCCAGCAACUGGAAGUUCUCAGUGUCAGCAGAGACAAGUGGCCGUCAGCAAUUAUGAAGGAGAGAGUUGCUUCAGAAUCCAAAACUGAGGGAGGAUCAGUAGGGAUGAAGUAGCAGGGCACGCUGCGGGACUUCAACCGAGAAGCGUCCCAAGGGAGGGGCAAGUGCUCCAAGAGUGCUGGGCAGCUGAGGAGUGGGACCUUAAUGGCUGAGACCAGUCUAUCCCAGACCCCCCUCUAAUCCAGUCUUGUUCUGGAGGGAGAUCUAUCUGGGAAUGCCAACGAUUGACAAUAACUGCCAGGGCUGUUGCUAGCCUAUUCCAUCCCUUGUGUGAAUUAGAGUAAGAUACACCUCUCAGCAAGGGGGUGGCACCUCGGUGACAUUUAGGAUGCCACCUUGGGGCCUCGUCUUGAUGGACAUGGCCAAGGCUCAUAGCUGGGCAAUUGGCGUGUGAACUGGAUUCAUCCUCACCGCACCCUGACCAGGUUCUUGAGCAGUACACCACCUGUGCAACCAUACCCAGCAGUCCUGAUAACCAACAAUUAUUGAGGGCUUAGCAUUUAUUUGUCAAGCUUUUUUUUUCCCCAAAACCAUUUUCUUUGCAUUAAUUCAUUUAUUCUUCAUAGUAGUCCUAUGAGGGAGGUAUUGUUAUCCUCAUAUAGAUGAGGAAACAAAGGCACAGAGAAGUAAAGUGUUCAGGAGCCUGGAAGCUGAGCCCCAGUCAUUGAACAUUCACAGAGCAAGAAGCAGUUUAAGCUUAAAAAGCUAGUUUGGUUGGGGGUCCUUGUGGGAAGGAGGAAAGAGCAGUUGCUUUUUUCUUUGUCAAAGGAAGAAAUACCCACUCAGCUCACAUGGAGGAAAAAUGGAAAACUCAUCUGAUGGCAGAAAGGCGAGGAAAAAAAGAGCAAGCUCAGUCUUGAUGGCUGACAGGAGGCCUGGCCCCAGCAUCAAAUGACUUUCCUUCUUAAUCACUGGGCAUUGUGAGGUGACAAAUCCAGUUUGGGACCCGAUGGGAGGGUGAUGAGUAAGUGCCACCUGGGUGUGGUGCAGAGGGAGAAGGCCACAGCUACCCGGGGCCCCUGGCCUAGGCGGAGACUGCCCCCAGGAGUGGCCAGAGGUGGCGAGUGUCCAAACAUGCUGAUCCAGCCCUCCCCACCCCACCCCCAAUCCCCAUCUCUUCCCUCUUUCCUUCUUGUCCAGGUCCUACUCGCCUGCAAAUGCCCUUCCCAAACUUGUUCAGGAAAUCUUUCCCAGAACUCCAUUUCACAGCUCCAUAUAUGUCAUCCUUUAUUUUCCACAGGAUACAUGUUAGCACUUACUUAGCUGGAAUGGAGCAUUUUACUACAUACUGUCUCUAGACAGUAUUUUAAACAAACGAGCCUCUUGGCCCAUGAGGAUGCCUCCAACUCUGUUGGGAAGGACCAGCCGGUGCCUUCACAGAUUUGCCAUAAAGGGUGGUGUUUACCUGGAUCUUGUCACUUGGCCCAAGGUCUAGCUCUUAGCUGUGCCCGUGCAGAAACCCCAUUUCCACAGUUUUCAGAGUGGUUUGGACCUGGACUACUGUGUCACCUCCAGAGGCUCCCAGGAGUGGGUGUACAAAUUAGAAUGCUUCUUUAUUAAUUUGGAAGACGUGUGACCAUCAUGCAGACUAGAUGGUCUCUGGUCCCUGCGUCCCGGGCGAGCCACAUGGGAAACCAAAGAUCCGGGCAGCUCGUGCUUGGCAAAGCAGGGCAGGGAGAGGGGUGUCCAAUAGCAUGGGCCCCUCUUCACUCCUGUGGCCCUCUCAGCAGUGGAGAGAUACCUGCCUGGUAGAGCAGUACUCCAGUCAGCUUGGCUGUGUAGGUCUCCUUGGCCAGUGCCUCGGGGACAGUGUUUACCUGAUAGCAUUUCUCCAUUCCCUCUUGCAUAAUUUAGCUACUUUUAUUUUACUUACUUAAUUUGUUUAGUGCUUUAUAAGCAUUAGCUCCCAGCUACAUAGUUUCAUUUGCAUAAGCUAACCACUAUACAUUUCAGGGUUGGAAGGCCAGGCCAUGGAUGUGAAUGCUAGAUGCAAAUUAAGACGAUUUGGUCCGGCGGCCUGGUUGGGUUAACAGGAAGCCAAGCACAGAGCAAAGAAACGUGGUCCUGAUCAGCGCAGAUGCUCGGGGAAGUGAAAGGCCCCAGGCUGGCCACUUAGAGCAUCCCCUGCAUGCGCACGGGCGUGAAGCAGUACUAAGGCACCUUGCCUUGGCUGGCUCCGGUCAGCUUGGCCUGCCCAAAUGGCCUCUUUGGAUUUAAAGGGCUCUCUGUGAUCUCUGUCCAGGUCCCCUCAUGGCUCAUCUUUAGUAAGCCACAGUCUCCAGGGUGCCCCAGCACCAAGGAGGUGUGACCCUCCUGAGCCUUCGUAGGGUGGACUAGGGUUGAGUCCUGGCUCCCCUGCUCAGUGUAUGGACGUUCUCUGUAUUGGGGCAAGUGUUUUGACUAUUUCAAGCCUCAGUUUCAUCAUUGGUAAGAUGGGGACAACCACUCCUAGGACACGCAUAGAAAGCACUCAGCACUGUGCCUGGCACAGACUUUUAGUUUGGCUAGUAUGAGAUCUUAAAGACAGUAGAGGUCGUUCGAGGAUCCACAUUCUCUGCCGAAUUGGGCCCUCAGCUUCCCCAUUAGUGCCACUGAUGUCUGGCUGAAGGACAAGGCUGUGGGGACCCAGACUGUCCCAGAUGCAUAGAAGGAAGGAGCUCAUCGGUGCCCUAGCUGUGGUUUGUUCAGAGCUGAGGACAAAGCUUCUAGUCCUGACCUUUUAUCCAGCUCUGGGAGAGGGAGAAUCAGGUUUGAGUCUUGGCCUGAAUAGGCAUCCAGAUGGGAGAGAAGGGUUAGGUUUUCUGGGAGAGGACAAGGGUCAUUUGGGAGUGCCCAAGAGGUCUGUAGGGUCCUCCUCAGCAGUUUGGGACCUGUGAUAUUUUCCCAAAGAAAGUGUAUUCCCCCUCCAUCCAUCCAGGUGGCCCACCCCUUGACAUCAGCAGAAUGGAAGUAACUGGUAGGUGACAUCACUGUUGCCCAUGGCAACACCUCCACCUUAAGGUAGAGAGAGGAAUAAGAGCCAUCCUAACUGUAAGACACAUGUUGAAAGGAGAGACCGUAGAAGGUGUGACCUCCACAGGAAAGUUGCAGCCAUGGCUCUGGGGCUCUUCCGGGUGUGUCUGGUGGUGGUGACAGCCAUCAUCAACCACCCGCUGCUGUUCCCGCGGGAGAACGCCACGGUCCCCGAGAACGAGGAGGAGAUCAUCCGCAAGAUGCAGGCGCACCAGGAGAAGCUGCAGCUCGAGCAGCUGCGGCUGGAGGAGGAGGUGGCCCGGCUGGCGGCCGAGAAGGAGGCGCUGGAGCGGGUGGCGGAGGAAGGCCAGCAGCAGAACGAGAGCCGCACGGCCUGGGACCUGUGGAGCACCCUGUGCAUGAUCCUCUUCCUGGUGAUCGAGGUGUGGCGGCAGGACCACCAGGACACGCCUUCACCCGAGUGCCCGGGCGGGGACGAGGACGAGCUGCCCGGCCUGGAGGGUGCCCCGCUCCGGGGCCUCACCCUGCCCAACAAGGGCACGCUCGACCACUUCUAUGAGCGCUGCAUCCGGGGGGCCACGGCUGACGCAGCCCGCACCCGGGAGUUUGUGGAAGGCUUUGUGGAUGACCUGCUGGAGGCCCUGAGGAGCCUCUGCAACCGCGACACGGACAUGGAGGUGGAGGACUUCAUUGGCGUGGACAGCAUGUAUGAGAACUGGCAGGUGGACAGGCCGCUGCUGUGCGACCUCUUCGUGCCCUUCAUGCCCCCCGAGCCCUACCACUUCCACGCAGAGCUCUGCUGCUCCCGCCACCCCGUGCCCUUGGAUCGCCAGGGCUACGGCCAGAUCAAGGUGGUCCGGGCCGACAAGGAUCCCCUGGGCUGCAUCUGCGACAAGACCAAGCUCGGGGAAGACAUGCUGUGUCUCCUCCACGGCAAGAAGAGCCUGGCGCGGCCAGGCAGCGAGGUGGAAACCCUGCUGUGUGCCAGAGGCGCCCCAUACCUGGACGCGAUGCAGGUCAUGAAAUGGUUCCAGACGGCCCUCACCAGAGCCUGGCACCGCAUUGCCCACAAAUACGAGUUCGACCUGGCAUUUGGUCAGCUGGACUCCCCUGGGUCCCUCAAGAUCAGGUUCCGCUCAGGGAAGUCCAUGCCCUUCAACCUGAUUCCUGUGAUCCAGUUUGAUGACUCGGACCUGUACUUUGUCUCACACCUUCCCAGGGAGCCCUCUGGGGACGCCCCGGCAUCCAGCACUGACUGGCUCCUGUCCUUUGCCGUCUACGAGCGACAGUUCCUCAGGAUGACGUCUAAGGCGCUGCCUGAGGGUGCCUGUCACCUCAGCUGCUUGCAGAUCGCCUCCUUCCUGCUGUCCAAGCAGAGCCGCCUGACUGGCCCCAGUGGGCUCAGCAACUACCACCUCAAGACAGCCCUCCUGCACCUGCUGGUCUCCCGGCGGCCCGCCGACUGGGAGGCCGGGCAGCUCGAUGCUCGCCUGCAUGAGCUGCUCCGAUUCCUGGAGAAGAGCCUGCUGGAGAAGAAGCUCCAUCACUUCUUCAUUGGCAACCGCAAGGUGCCCAAUGCCAUGGGACUCCCUGAGGCCGUUCGCAGGGCCGAGCCUCUCAACCUCUUCCGGCCCUUCGUCCUGCAGCGAAGUCUCUACCGGAAGACGGUGGACUCCUUCUAUGAGAUGCUCAAGAACGCCCCAGUGCUCAUUAGCGAGUAUUCCCUACAUAUCCCCUCAGACCAUGCCAGCCUGCCCCCAAAAGCUGUUGUCUUGUAAAGUAUCCAGGACCCAGAGGGCCGGGGUGCAGGACACCCCACAUGUCCACACCUCUGGGGGUGUCUACAGGGCCUGUCCUGGGAAAACAGUGGGCUUUGUUGGGAGCCUCAGCCCGCCAGGGAAUUCAGGCCCUACAGCCCGGAGGAAAGAAUCCCACACUGGAAGCUGGUUUGCUUUCAUGCCAACUGGCACCUACUGGUGAGGUUACGGUCUGGGUUUGGUAGACGCCCUGCAGCUUACUUUUGGAUCACCACAAAUGGCCAAGAGGAUGAUGAAGUACUCCAGGGACACUAAGUUAAAGACAACACAAACAUUGAUUUGAGUGCAGUUUUUACCUCCUAGGUCCAGUCUUUACUUGGAUAUCAAUAGACGAUCUCUAGGAGGGCUGACAGGGUAGCAUGUUAAGACCCUGCACCCUGUUUCCAGUCACUCUUGGCCCCGGCCAUCUGCACCCAAGGCACUAAUAGGGACAGCCGUGGGAAUUUGCAACCUUCUGUCCACAGCCUGCAAAACAGGAAUCUAACUGUAGCUGCCAUUUUUUAAGCUAUUUGGAAAAAAGACCAGGUAGAGAUUUGAGGCCCCAAGAGGCCAGUGUCUCUGUUGCAUAGAAGUGGGUACUUGGUGGCAGAGAGAAGUUUCAUGUGGCUGCUUUUUCAGCUACAUGUCUCAGGGUGCACCCCCUCACCCUACCCCUUCCCCCAGUGUGCUGAACUCUGUGGGUGCCACACACCGUGCAGGGUACAAGCUCCACGGCCCCUCGCCCCUCUGUAUUCUCUCCACAGCCGGUCUCUACGUGGUGGGGGAGGGCAGAUACCGAAGGUGGAAGCUCCAAGAGACACAGGGUGAGUGGGAUAAAGGAUAGCACCUACACCCAGAGUACUCUGGUCUGGUUCACAGCCUGGCCUCUGAUGCCCGGUUUAGAGAAAGUUGCAGAGCUGAGAAGUGACAGAUGCUGUAGCCCUGAGUUUUCUUCAGCAGGGUCUCGGUCCCAAAGCAGGAGCACCUGGAGGCCAGGGGAGACCCAGCUCCAUCUGUUGGCCCCAAGACUUGCUCUCUCUAGUGGGGCUCCCUCACUGCACAGAACCCUCUUUUCUGGAAGGGGCCUUGCUAGCCACACAGAUGACCAAGACCCGGAGAGGCUCAGCUGACUGGGAGCACACAGGACGGUCGUGCAGACCCAGCCCCCAAACCCCAGAGAGGUCACCUCAGUGCGGCCGGGGGCCCCGGUCACUGGGCGGGUGCCAGAGCCUGUGGUGGGCGCUGGCCUGUCUCCAGGCCUGUUUAGGGGGGUUGGGAAGCCACUCCUCCUCCACUUGUGGCUUCACUGGCCCUUUGGGAGUUCCUCUCAUGGCAUUGCCUCAGUAACCCUUACAGCAACCUGAGGGGGAGGCAAGAAUGAGGGCGCCUGCACCAGCACCUGGGUUCCCCUCCAGGGUUUAAGCCGGCCAUGCCUGCUGAACAGCCUACCCGGUCCACCAGGCUGCCAGGCUCACCAUGAGCUGCAGAGGAUCCUGUCCUGACCCCAGAGGUUCUCUCACCUGGUCCCAGGGGCUCUGGAAGAUGGACAACCGGUUUGCCUGCCAGGGUUUACUCGCAGCAGGCUGGGCUGUGAUGGAACACUGAAACCUGUAGGAACCCUUCCGUGUGAGCUGGAGUCAGACUGCACAGACUGGCGGCUGGGGCUGCAGGGAAGGGGCGUGCCCACGUGGUCCCCAACAGUAGUCCCAGGCCCCCCAUUCAGUUGGGACUUGUUUCCAGAGUCGGGUUGAAUUUCCAUAUUUAUUAUUGCCUGUGCCUUGCAUUCCCCCCUCCUUCAUCCGUAUCUUAUUGUGCUUGGAGGAGACCCCACAGCCAGGAACCAGCCUCCAGAAGCCAGGACCAAGCCUGAACCUCCCUUGGCUCCCAGAAGAAAGUUCACUGAAAAAUAACCUUCUGGCCUCUUGUUUAUUCAGAGAUGCCAACUCAGCGGGGAAAUGGGGGUCUUUAUGCAGCAAAGCUGCUUCUGAAGCAGAGAGCAGCAGGGCUCUCGGUGUUUCAUGCUGCCUUAUUUAUAUUAAAGGAAGAAUUAAAUUCUUACAAGAA
Prionailurus viverrinus (fishing cat) is the source of this 7497-nucleotide messenger RNA. It is a transcript of the gene ITPRIP, whose product is annotated as inositol 1,4,5-trisphosphate receptor interacting protein. Gene Ontology annotation, molecular function: protein kinase inhibitor activity. The record is from RefSeq and is a predicted model, not a curated record. The transcript has 2 exons. Bases 3757 to 5415 code for a protein of 552 amino acids. Gene Ontology annotation, cellular component: membrane. NCBI's taxonomy places the organism in Eukaryota, Metazoa, Chordata, Mammalia, Carnivora, Felidae.